CGAACCUCGGGUGACUUGGCACAGCUUGUGAAGCCGUGGCCGCACCGCAGAGAAGUGAAGUUGAGCAUCCUGCAGAUCUUUAUGUUGACAAGACAGAAGAACAAUAUAUCCAGCUGAGUCGAGUGAGCGACACACUGUGUGGCAGCGAGGCUGUGGCUGAGUGCUUCAUGAUGGGAUACUUUAGGUCAGCAUGGAAGAGGACUUCCUCCACAGCACCUGACAUAUCACGGCUGCAUUCUUUGAUGCCGCUGCUCUACUUUUGAUGGCAUCAUUCUGCUGUCAAGCACUAAAGUUUAAGCAAAACAAGGGGAAAUUAUGAAGUCAACUGAAGUGGUAAAAUUUGAUCGAAUUCAGUCACAUUAAACCCAUUAUCCAGUUAAUGAUAUAGCUUGAUCUCUGUAGCCUGGCACAGGCAGACGCAUCCCACGUGUCUACCUGGAACUGUCCUUCCAUUUUAUGGAGGCCUUGCAUAGUCGCCUGACGACUGGGGAGCAGUCCGGAGGUCAAGAACAUUGUCAACCAGAGUCUCCUCACCGAGGCCCGCAGCCCAAGUCUCCCUCUCAGCCCCGUCGGCAACAGCGAACUGGCUCCCCGAAGUCCCAUGGCACACUACAGCAACCCAAACAAUCCAGGAGACCGCAUCCUGAACGUAAACGUCUCAGGCACCAGCGGCAGAGCCUUGACUCCGAUGCAGCAGUGGAACACAAACAUGAGGCAACAACAGCAACCGCAGUUUCUAGUUUGUCACCAGGAGUCCCAUGUUCCUCAGCAGGUGGACCCACCCAGUCUAAACCUGAAACCCAGGAGGGCACCCCAAAACAGAAACGCGAGCGUAAGCCUCAGAGACCAGGCAAAUAUGUCUGCACUUACUGUGGCCGGGCAUGUGCAAAGCCUAGUGUCUUACAGAAACACAUUCGCUCCCACACAGGUGAAAGACCCUAUCCCUGUGCCCCGUGUGGCUUCUCUUUUAAGACCAAGAGUAACUUGUACAAACACCGCAAAUCACACACCCACAAGGUGAAGGCAGGGCUGACGCUUGGCGAGCCGAGAUCUUUAGAGGAGCAAGUCACUGAGUCAGAAGAUGAAACCAGACAGCUAUCAUCAGCAUCUUCCCUUACAGAAAUACGAGGCAGUGAAGCCUCGAUCAAGAGUCAUGAAACAGACGGGGCCAAAGAUUGCACUAAAGGAAACGAUGACUCCUACGCAGUGAAGAAGAGACUGGCCUUGCGUCUAAGUAGAGGAAAACGUGGCCCUCUAGACUCGUCUGACGAAAAGACCUCAUCUCUAAGUUUAGGGAGUAAAGGCAGUACAGAAUCGGGCUAUUUCUCUCGCUCUGAAAGCACUGAGCAGACACAGGACAGCCCCCCGAACACAAGUGCCAAAAGCUAUGCAGAAAUCAUCCUGGGCAAAUAUGGACGUCUUGGACACCUGCAGAGGAUGUCUCGGCACCAUAACCAGCUGCCCUCUGGUCAGGAGGACAAAAGCGUCCCAUUCACAGUCCCCAAGAAGCAGGUCAUUGACCAUAUCACCAAACUCAUCACUAUCAACGAGGCAGUGGUAGACACCAGUAAAAUUGACAGUGUAAAACCAAGGAGAUUCUCACUCUCCAGGAAGAAUAGUUCAGAGUCUCAGAAGAGUUCAUCUGUGAAAGAAACACUGAUUCACAGCCCUAAAGCUGGAGAUCUGGGCUAUAUAAACAGUGGCUCCAUCACCAUGGGAGUUCCAUGUGAAAAGUUUCAUCAUCCAUCCCUAAAUGUGGAGCAGCCAGCUGGCCAAACAUCCACCGCCCCAUUGGUGAGAAGUCACUCGAUGCCAUCUGCAGCUAGUUCAUUUGACGCCUCCAGCGGUGGCCUCAGUAAGUUCCGCUUAAGUCAGUCCUUUGAUGAACGACGGCCUUCCGAAACGCAAGCAUCCCGUCGUUAUGGGAUGCUAAGACGGCAGCCAGCUAUUGAAAUCCCACUUGGUGCCGAACUUACAAAAGAGGAACACGAGGGUUCUCAUUCACUUUACCCUGACAGAGUUACCACUGUGCCUGACCACACGCAAAGCCCACCGCAGCCAUACGAGUGUGAGGCCUGUGGCACUGGAUGCAACGAUUGGGAAGGUUAUAAGAAACACAAGCAAAGCCUGUGCUUAGCACAUCAUCCCAGAAAUGAGGUGGUAGUUAGUCAAAUGGGGUGCUCACAGCUAAUUAAUCAUGCAGUCAGAGCAGGAGCUUCAGCAAUGCGCAAGAGAAGGAAAGAAGAGAGUUUGGAAUUCGAUGAUCCCUCUUCGCCUUCAUUACCCUCUCCGGCCCUCUUAUCAGGACAGUGUAAAGAUGAAAGCAGCGUAGCUUACGAGGGCCCCAGAAGACUUGCGCUACAAACCUGUUCAGUAAUUCAACACACCAGUUCAUUUGAAAAACAAGAAUCUUUGUGCAAUGAGAAUCAAGGCACUGAGGCGACAAUAAACUCUCCACCUCAUGAAGACUAUCAACCGGUGCCUCAGAAACCAUCCCAACAGUCGAGAACACUAACAACUCGAAGUCUGGUCCGCCAACACAGUGUGCGGGUUCCAGAAAUACUGGUCACAGAGGAUUCCAACAUGAACACAGCGACCUCAAAAAAGCCAACCACCACAGCAAAACAUUCAGAGAAACCUGAUGAAUUUCAGUGGCCACAGAGAAGCCCCUCUCUGGCCCAGCUCCCCAUUGAAAAGCUUCCUCCGAAGAAGAAGCGCUUACGUUUAGCCGAGGCUGCCCAGUCUUCCGGGGAAUCCAGUUUUGACUCUCUAUCCCUGCCCCACAGCCCUAGUCAGGACAGCAGUGCAUCCUAUGCAUCCAGCCGUUCCACGUCCUUUGAAGAGUCAAAUAGACCAGACAUGGAGAUGGCAGGAUCAACUCCGCUGAGGCGAUCAAGAGCUCCUCACAUGUUGACGGUGCCUGGGGUGCAUCAGCAUCGAGAGAUGAGGCGCUCUGCAUCUGAGCAGGCGCCCCAUGACCCACAGCCGAGCGUCCUAAUGGCUGAGAGCCGCAGUAAGUCUUUUGACUACAGUUGUCUGUCCCCUGAGCGCUCUGCAGUUGGCUGGAGGGAAAGAAGAAAGUGUCUCCUUAUGAGACACACUGCUAUCAGAGAUCCAGAUGAGGAGGAGCAGUGUACCGUAGCGAGCCGUAGUCCUGAACAUGUCAGCUCCACCACAUCCCGUCAAGCAAGCCCAACUUCUGUGUACUGCAGCAGGUCCCCCACAUCUCCUUCAUCAGGUGACGCAGUCUUGCGUAAUCCAGUGAGAUUUCAAUGCAAAGAGAUCUUCUCUCAGUGGAAAAAUAUUCAGUUAGCGGGCAGCACAGAACUCCCCUCUGUAGAUCCUGCAAAAGAAGAGGCCUCACACAUCCAUAUAGAGCAGCCUCCUCCUCAAGCGCCGCAGCCCUAUCCUACACAUGGACCAUCAGGGGCAGCUAGAGCUCGCUACCUCCCCAUGUCUACAGGCCUGAAGCUAGAGAUUCCUUUACUACACCGUGAUUAUUCAGAGGCGGUCCGGGUAAGUCCCUCCCACAUCCAGCGCUCUGUCCCUCACAUCACUCCCAGUCUGGAGUUACUGAGGCCCAUCACAUCUCCUGCAGUAGCAGUGCGUCUCCAAACGGACACCCUCACCUUAGCAUGCGCCAUAUACACCACGUUUUCUCAGUCCACCUCCCCUGGGCCCCAGGAGGCGGUUGAUGCCGUUUCACACAAUAUAUGUAUCCCAACAGCUGAAUACAGAAACCAUAGGAACAUAAGUCCAGACGUUCAGUUGUGGUCUGACGAUGGUCUGAGGACAUCAGGCUCAGGGGGCAAUAAGCGCAUGCUUUCCCCAUCAAACAGCAUGGAGCUCCCCCCUGAGUCACAGCAGCAGCAGAAACGAGUGAAAGAAGAAGAAGAGGAGGGGGAGGUGGGGUGUGUUGACAAGGCAUCAGUGGACACGUGCAGUCAGGAAGUAAAAAGAGAGAAUCAGACAUGUCUGCCCAGUGUUUGUUCUCCCAUCGCACAUGGUGGACCAUCAUACCCCAGUCUGCUGUCCAGCACCUGUAAUAGCUGGUGCUAUUUGAACUACAUUAAACCAAACCCGUCUGCUCUGGAUGAACAGAAGCCCUCAGUGUAUUCAUCGUGGUCCACUAGCGGCUAUGACCCCAACCCACCUGGCCUCUCCAGCAAGACUGCUCUCUCUCUGCUGCACUGCAAGCAGAGGCUCAGUCCAUCCAUCUACACCAUAUCCCCCAUGUCCGUCAGGACAACGGAGUCAAUGGAGCAAGAGGACCGCAAAAGACCAUGCUCCACUGAGGUCUACAACAGCCAGUCGUACUGCAGAGACAACCAGGGAACGAACAAGGGACAGCAGUCAGCAGAUGAGGACAGGUCAAACAGAAAAGAGGAGGCGGCGGAGGAGGAGGAGGAGGAGGAGGAGGAGGAGGCAAAGAACGAGGAGGAGGAAGUACAUUCAUGCUUCAGAAAUAAACAACCUCCCGAAGUUUGGAUCUCUGAGAGAGUAUCAAAUGAGAAGUAUGGUGUCAUGCAUGGUGGAGGUGGAGGGCAGUGCCAGUGUAAGGACUGUGGAUUCCACCUUAAGAAUACCAGCGUGCUGCAAAAGUGCACCCAUCGCAUCACAGAAUCCCCCCCAUCUUACUGCAAACACUGUAACCUUCCUCUCAAAGCCCAAGGAAGCCUCGUCAAACACCUGAGAUCAGAGGCACGUGGAAACGAAACCUGUUACCCAGAUGGCAACGAUGAAGGAGUCUGUGGAGAACGUUCACUUCAACCCGAUAAACAAAAAGAUCCUGACUACUCUGAUCUGGGGAAAAGUCGACCUGAUGAGGAUGACGACGCAAGGGACGAAGAUGGCAGACGUGAUGAAGACAACCGCUCCGAGGCGGCUGAAAGCUCUCACACGGCCUCUUCUGACAGUGAGAAACCAGAACCCAGCCAAUCCAUCCCGGGUCCCCCUAAGGAUUCUACCCAGAAGAGCUCGGCCAGCACCAGGAGGGCCCUGUUCGCCCGCAGACGCUUCGACGCUUCAGCGUCGGCGUCAUCCGGAGGCUCCCGUUCUCCAGGUACUCAACCCGUGGUUCCACAGAGGGAGCCGUCUCCACCUCGAAGCCCCCAACCCGGGCCCCAGUCCCCAUCCAGAUGUCCUGUCUCCCCCUCCACUCUGAGACCAGUCUCCCCUGUUAGAAGUCUUUCUCCUAUAAUAGUUCAGUACCAUGGAUCGGAGUUCUCUGGGCCUCCGUGUCGAUCCUGUCUUCACCCAAGAGGCCGACCGUCUACAGCAAGACUGUCCGUGGAUGAGUUUGGUCUGAGCCACAUCUCCACACAUCCCGCGCGGCCUCGGAGAGCCCUCAACGUCCUGAGUCACCUCCCUCUGCACUCCCAGGGGGCGAGCAGGUCCCCGAGCCUCCUGAUUCCCAUCGGGGGGAUUCACAUGAUUCAGCCCCGGUCCACCCUCCCUCUGUACAGCCUGGUGAGCAGCCCCGUAGCAGCCCCAGCCGGCCUCGCGGGGGCAUCCUGGAGACUAAGGGACGCUCCAAAGGGGAUGCUCCCUCCGCUGCAGCGCCACGAUACUCUCAAAGAGCCGUGGCAGCGCAGCCGAGCCAGCCCGCAGGACCCGGAGGGGUCGGGGCGGGGGGUGUCCGGGGGCGGCCGAUCGGACGCUUUAUUACACAGAAACCCUCCGAGUCCCGGGACGGAGACCAGGCGCCUGGGGGUCGACACAGACGCUCAUGUUCUAGGGAGGUGUGUUUACCCCGAGGCCACCCAAGGCCAAAAAAAGGCUCCUUCCUCCCAGACACAACACUGAUAGGAGGAGAGUCUGAAAGGGACAGUGCAAAAAGACAAUAAAAACAACCUGAGGCUGAUGUCAAAACACAGCACUGGGGUCGGAGACUGAGUACAAAAGGCAAGAGCACUUGAGCACCGCUUCUGAAUGACGCUAUAAUGUAAUUAUAUGAAUAAUAUAUAUAUAUAUAUAUAUAUACUAUGUUAGAUA
Molecule: messenger RNA, 5994 nt
Organism: Perca flavescens (yellow perch)
Lineage: Eukaryota; Metazoa; Chordata; Actinopteri; Perciformes; Percidae
Gene: hivep3a
Product: HIVEP zinc finger 3a
Exons: 7
Coding region: 457-5805 (1782 amino acids)
Biological process (GO): regulation of transcription by RNA polymerase II
Cellular component (GO): nucleus
Molecular function (GO): RNA polymerase II cis-regulatory region sequence-specific DNA binding; DNA-binding transcription factor activity, RNA polymerase II-specific
Source: RefSeq, a predicted model, not a curated record